AUGUCUUCCAAGAAACUCAUUGUCAUUCUCGGCGCCACCGGUAACCAGGGCGGCUCCGUUGCGGAAACGUUCCUGCAGGAACCCGGCUGGCAGGUGCGCGCGAUUACCAGAAACCCUUCGAGCUCAAAGGCCCAAGCAUUGGCUACUCGCGGUGCAGAAGUGGUCAAAGCUGACCUGGAUGAUCCUUCUUCAUUUACCCCGGCCUUUAAGGGCGCCCAUGUUAUUUUCGCGGUUAGCGAUUUCUGGGGCUUGUUUGGCGAUCCCGCCAGUCAAGGCAAGGCGGCCGCAGCAGCUCAGCCUCUCAAUGUCUGGGCUGCUAAGCACGAAACCGAGCAAUUGAAGGGUGUCAUUGACGCUGCGGCAAAAGUCCACACCCUGGACCGUUUUGUGCUCUCCUCUCUCUCCAAUGCAGCCAAGUGGUCCAAUGGGAAAUACCCGCAUGUCUAUCACUUUGAUUCCAAGGCCAAGGCCGAGGCUUACGGCAGCGAGAACCAUCCUGAGUUGUGGGCCAAAACAAGCAUCUUCCAGGCAGGGUACUUCUUGAGCAACUUUGUCUCCAAUCCUAUUACUCUUCCCAGAAAGAAUGCGGACGGAGUGGCCCAGUUUAUCGGGGGUCUUGACCCAGACGUGGAGCUACCUUUUAUCGCCGCGGAGGAAGACACUGGACCCAUUGUCAAAGCCAUAGUGCUUGAUUCAGCUCCAAAGAGGGUUAUCGGUUAUAGAGCCCGGAUUUCGCUGCGCGGCCUGAUUGAAACCUUCUCGCAAGUGACAGGUCGGGAACUUGAUGACAAUUGGGGGUAUUGGAAGGAGUUUGGAUACUACGGUGGAGAUCCAGCCGUUAUCCAUCCCCAGGAUUUGGAACAAGCACCGGAGCUCAACAGCGUGGCGGACUACUUCAAAAAGCAGGACUGGUCCAAGGUCUUUAGCUCGUAA
Messenger RNA from Penicillium argentinense, 933 nucleotides. Its product is annotated as NmrA/HSCARG family protein. NCBI's taxonomy places the organism in Eukaryota, Fungi, Ascomycota, Eurotiomycetes, Eurotiales, Aspergillaceae. The transcript has 4 exons. The coding region runs from base 1 to 933 and encodes 310 amino acids. The record is from RefSeq and is a predicted model, not a curated record.